This is a messenger RNA of Trichobilharzia szidati, 3263 nucleotides long. The record is from the annotation of a GenBank genome assembly. NCBI's taxonomy places the organism in Eukaryota, Metazoa, Platyhelminthes, Trematoda, Strigeidida, Schistosomatidae.
CACUAGCAUACCUCAUCAACUACUUACCUUAUUAAACUUGAAGUGAUUACAGUACUCUUAUUAGUGAUGAUGAGGUGAUUAGGUAACCAAAACAGCAACAACAGCAAUCAUUAUGGGGAAAUAAUUAACACAUUACACUGUACAUUCAAAAUUCGAUCGCCUAUAUGUUUAACCGAACAAUUUAAACACAUUCAGCCAUUGUUCAAUGUUCAAUUCAAAUAGUGUACUGUAUAAUUUCUAUUCUCAUUGUUAAACAUCUCUCCAGUCUCAUUACUAUUAUUAUUAUUACAUUAAUUAUGAUUAGUGGAAGAAACAGUUUUAGUACAAACGAGAAAUACAUCGUUUAUGAGAUGUAAACAGGUGUGAAUCAUUCAUUGAAUAAAAAGUAGCCUUGAAUUGUAAAACACAUACACAUACACAUACAACAUGAAAGAGUUGCAUGAUUUAACUGCUAAUUAAUCAAUUUCCUUAUUGUACAGAAAUUUAAAAAAACAUGUCAAUUAUUCAAGUUUCUAGUCAUUUUCAUAUCUGUAUAGUAUUAUUAGUAGUAUAUUGCAUGAAUAAAUCAUACACAAUGGAGUAUAAUAAUUUCAAGCAAUUUCGUGCUAAUGUUACUCUGAAAUUUGGUCUUAGUAAUGAUUUCAAUUCGGAAUGUGAUGAAACAGUGUAUAAAGUGGUAGUGUGCGCUGGAGAAUUCACUAAUCGGUGUCAGUUAGUUGGUCCAGUUGCCCGUUUUAUUCAGGCUACUUGUGCUUCUCAAGGGCCACCAGAAUCAUUGAGUUUCUUAGUAUCAUCCGUGGAGAAUCCAAUUGAACUGGAUGUUACAGUUCAGAAAGUUGGUGAACAAGAAAUUCAAAAACUGAGAAAUACAGAAUUCCGUUUAGUUGAAGAGAAUGAAGUAUCUGUGACGUCAUAUGACCUCUCAUUGAUUGUUCGUUUUCAUGUCACUUAUUCAUGCUUACCAAAUUAUUUUGGAAAAAUGUGUGCAACAUUCUGUGAUCGACAAUCUGUCGAUUAUCUAUGUGAUGCAUCAGGAAAUAUAUUCUGUAAACGAGGUUAUUAUUUCGAUCACCAAUAUCAAAAAUGUCGUCUUGAUCAAUGUAUCAAUAGGUCAAAUUAUUGUUUAAACGGUGGGUUAUGCAAAAAUAAUCCAAAUUUAGACGCCAGUGAAUUACCAUUAUGCAUAUGUCCAUCUGAAUAUAAAGGUUUACGUUGUGAAUUGAAAAAUCGGUCACUUGCAGAAAUUUGGAAUAGAACUUCAUUAAAACAAAAUGAAUUGAAUAAAAAUAAUUCAUUUAAUAGUAGUUAUAAUAAUAAAUUAGUUAAUACAACUACUGAAGUGAAUGAAUUGAAGACUACAGAGUAUGUGAAUAGGGAAGUGUCAAAAUUGUCUGCUUCCAAUAUUGGGAUAAUCAGUUCAACUCCAGGGAAUUCAAAUAUCCUUCAACAAUUGAAGCCUACAACUCCUGCUAUGUCACUAAUAAUAAACACUACUACUACUACUACUAUGAAUUUAGAUAAAACAUCAACAACAUCACCCGCGUCAUCAUCAGAAAUAUUUCUAGGAGUUAAAAAUCCUAAAUUUAUAAAUGAACAGAAUGUGAAAAGAAUCGUCAUUCUGUCUUCAGUUGGAAUAAUUCUUAUUUUAACUGUGAGCACAGGAUGUAUUGGAUUAGUUUUAUGUCUUGUUCGUCGUAAACCGAAAGAAAAUAAAAAAUCAAAUAUCUCUAACAUUAUCAGUUCAGACUCUGACUGUUAUUAUAAACCAACAAGAAGAUGGGCAUCCGUUGAUCAAUCUCCAACAAGCCUAAAUAAUUUUGACAGUAUAGACUAUCGAAUCUAUCCCGGUGGUACAAAUAUCCGUGACACUGUUGGUGGUGGUGGUGGUGGGGAUUAUAUAAACACCUUUCGAGAAUCUCACUUACAAACAUCAAAUCUAGACGGACGCUAUGGAAUGGAUGAUAUGACAUCCUUACCAAAUUAUUAUCCUAAUCCAUUGCAUCAUUCCAAUUCUCAGAGUCAUCCUCGUCCCCAACCUUUUCGACAUUCAUCAAUCAGUAAUACUGGACAUCAUAGUGAUUUACUCACUGAGAAUGGAUUUGCUACAAUUCCAAGAAAUUUCUACAUGUCUAAUCGUUACAAUAUGCAUUGGAAUGGUAUGAAACAGCCUACAUCGUGUUAUGUACCAACAUUGAAACCAUUGGCAUUGUUAGAUACUGGAAAUUAUGGUGAAGGCUUUGAAGAGAAUUCUAAUGACCCUGUAAUGAAUAGCUUUAAUCCACCUCAUCAUAAUUCAAACAAUGCCUACAAUGAACAUUCAACAUUUGGUGUCAAUAUGGUGACCACUAUGAACAAUAACGGUGUUGGUAUUGCUAACACUACUUCUAUUACUACGAAUGGGAACAAUAUUAAUGAACAUUAUUCCAAGUAUAUACAACCUUCUUAUAAUUGUCUAUCCUCUUCACUUCAUGAUAGUUAUAUGAGUAAUGGAUAUUUUGAUAGAUUAACAAGAUUAAAUAAUGAUUGUACUAAUCAAAAUGACAAUUAUGCAUUACGUAAUCACAGUGAGAAUAAUUACUCAACAUAUAAACCUGGAGUAUUGACCACUGUGAAUGACUAUCAUAAUAAUAAUAGUAAUAAUAAUAAUAGAAUUCGUAUGAGUUCAUCAACACUUCCAGCUACAAUGUCAUAUUCAUCAACAUUACAACUGCCGCCACCCCCUCCUCCACCAUUGAGUCAAGCCCUACCACCACCUCCACCUUCACAAUUCGCUGAUAUAACUGCUUUUUAAGUAAUAGUAGUAGUCGUCUUCAAGGAGUUGUGUACACUUCAUGACAAAAGUCAACACAACGACACACAUACACACACAAUCGGUGGAUAUAUAUAUGGAUAUGGUACCUUAUCCUCAAUCGGUAUCCACAUACCACUUACUAACUCUCUAUUUACCAGUAAUAUUAUCUUUUUUCAAUUCUUAAACACUCAUAUCUGCUUCAUAUACAUUUGUGUUCAUAUACUUUUAGCAUUCCACUAGUCAUUUGCAUAAAUCUUUAUAUAUUUCACAGAAUUAUAGGAACCACUAAGUACUGUGGUGUUAUUUUGUGACUUAUUAUGGUGAAUUUUAUAGAAACUUAUCCAUCGGAGUCAGGCACUAAUCAGUUAGUUGGCUGUUGUAUAUUUGUUAAUUGUUGAACUUGAAAAUAAUGAUUAAUUCACUUUUGACAGUAAAAAAUAACUGUUUAAUAGAGUAAAACACUUGUGAAAAU